Messenger RNA from Arctia plantaginis, 705 nucleotides. NCBI's taxonomy places the organism in Eukaryota, Metazoa, Arthropoda, Insecta, Lepidoptera, Erebidae. The record is from the annotation of a GenBank genome assembly.
AUGUUGAGUCAAAAUUUGAACAACAUCACAUGUGACUGGUUACCACAAUCAUGUUCUGACCAAUUGGUAAAAAUACAGAGACCUAAUAUAUGGUUAUAUAACUGCAUCAAUGAAUGUGCGAUUCGUAUUGUAUGCAAUAAUCAAAUUACAACUCCAUUGAUUACAAUGACGGGGCUCCUUGCCCUAGGUCAGGAUUGUGUAAUACAAUACAAAGACGCUACGAUAUACUCUCAUAACGUUUUUAGUAGCAAAACCAACAUUGCAAUGUCACUGGAAAUACCUACUAUUGACUCACCUAACGAUAUGUGGAAUACGUUGAAAAAUACGAAGUUUUUUCUACCUAAACUAAACUUAUCUGUUGAACACAGAUUAUUAGACUAUCAGAUAACCGCACAAAAGGACCGGGAGAGCCUACCGAGCAACUUGAGUGUCCACGAUAUUGGCAACUACGCGAUAAGCACUUUACUGGUGGGAGCAAUAGCCGUCGCUAUAGUAGUAUGGCGAGUUAGAAGAUAUCUCUCCGCAUGUAAAAAGAGCAACACUCCCAUAACAAAAGAAACGUCUACGAAGCCUCGACAGAGAACGAGAAAGAGAGAAGAAAAUAUAGAACUUGAAGAGAUGGCUGGCCACGCAGAAAUAGAUGAUGGAUAUGGGAAGAUCAAUCCUCGGCCGCAGCCAGCAAUUGCGACAAAAUUCAAGCUUUGA